Molecule: messenger RNA, 4173 nt
Organism: Coffea eugenioides
Lineage: Eukaryota; Viridiplantae; Streptophyta; Magnoliopsida; Gentianales; Rubiaceae
Product: putative disease resistance protein RGA1
Exons: 3
Coding region: 65-3793 (1242 amino acids)
Biological process (GO): defense response to other organism
Molecular function (GO): ADP binding
Source: RefSeq, a predicted model, not a curated record
UAGUCAAACCAUUGUCCAAGCUCACUCCCUCUCUCUCUCUUAGAUAAGCCAGCCAAAGAUAAUAAUGGCGGAGGUUUUGCUGAGUGCAUCUGUGGAUUUCAUAAUUCACAAGGUAGCUUCAGUUGCAAAUGAAAACAUCAGCUUAUUGUCAGGCUUCAAUGACGACCUGCAAAGGUUGAGAAGAUCAAUCCCCAUAAUACAAUCUCUCUUACUUGAUUCUGAGAGACAGCAACCCGAAAAAGAAACAACAAAACAUUGGCUGAAGAAGUUAGAAGAAAUAGCUUAUGAUGCUGAUAAUGCGUUGGAUGAACUCAGCUAUGCGAAUCUUCGACAUCAGAUCGAGGUACGAAAUCAACUAAUGGGAAAGGUACGCUACUUCUUCUCAUUGUCAAAUCCCAUCAUAUUUCGUUUGAAAAUGGGUCGAAAGGUCAAAAACAUCAAUAUGAACAUGAAUCUGAUAAAUGAUGAGGCAAAUAAAUUUGGCCUCAACAGGCUAGGUAGUGCAGACACCUCUCCUUCAGUAUCUAGAGUUCCUUCAAGUAGAAUAGAAACUGACUCCACAAUUGAUGGAAAAGUUAGGGUAAGGCAAAAUGAAGCACGAGAAGUGGUGAGGGUAGUGACCAGGCCAACCAAUGAAGUACUUUCCACAUACGCCAUCGUGGGGAUGGCCGGCCUUGGAAAGACAACAUUGGCUCAGUUAAUUUACAAUGAUCUCAUAAUUGAAAGUCAUUUUGAUAGUAGAAUAUGGGUAUUUGUAGGGGAAAAUUUUGAUGUUACAAGAAUUUUGCAUCUUAUUUUAGAGUCAUUAACACAAAAAGAAAAUGAGGUACGAAGCAGAGAUGCUUUGAUAAAAAUGGUAAAAAGAGAAUUGCAAGUGAAAAGAUACUUGCUUGUCCUUGAUGAUGUAUGGAAUGAGUUCCCUCCAUUGUGGGACGACUUCAUGGCAUCUUUGAUAGGAAUCAACCCAAUGAGUGGAAACUGGAUCAUCGUGACAACUCGAAGCCAACGAAUAGCAUCACUUGUAACAUCACAUCCUUGCCCUCCCUUGGAAAAAUUGUCAGAUGACGAUUGCUGGUCCAUCUUGAAAGUCAAAGCAUUUGCUAAUGGAGUUGUGCCUUCAAAAGAAAUGGAAACUAUAGGAAAGAAGGUAGCACAGAAAUGUCAAGGUUUACCAUUUGCAGCAAGCUUAGUUGGGGGUAUUUUGCGUGGUAAGGGAGUAGAGGAAUGGCAUUCCAUUCAAGAAAGCUUUUCUAAUGAAGUUUUUGAAAAAAACAUGGCUUUGCAACUACUAGGUUUGAGUUUUAAUCAACUACCCUCCCCGUCUUUGAAAAAAUGUUUUGCCUACUGUUCAAUUUUUGCCAAGGGCUCUGAAAUUGAAAGAGAACAAGUAGUGCAGCUUUGGAUGGCAGAAGGUUAUCUUGAACCAAACAAGGGAACUGACAUGGAGGACAUGGGGAAUAAGUUCUUUAACUUAUUGUUGCAGAGUUCUUUAUUUCAGGAUGUGAAGAAGGAUGUUUACAACAAUGUAACAUGUUGUAAGAUGCAUGACCUUGUACAUGAAGUUCUAUGCCAGGUCUCAAGUUCAGAAACCAAAAGAAUGGACGAGACAGCUUUGGAUGAUAUACCUCAAGUUCAUCACCUUGCACUAAAUUCAUGCAAGGUAGAAAGAUCAAAGACCAUUGAGGAGAAAGCAAAAUAUGUGCGUACCUUGUUCUUGAAAGGUAUAGCAUAUGACAAAACGUUUCAGGUUUUCAGAAGCCUGCAUGUUCUAAAUCUAGAUGGCGCAGGGAUUGAAGCACUGCCAAUCUCAAUUGGCGUUCUGUUACAUCUGAGGUUAGUUGAUGUAUCACAUACCAAAGUAAAGGUUUUGCCAGAUUCCGUUUGCAGGCUCUACAAUUUGCAAACCUUAAGGACCACUGGGUGCGAUUCUCUUAAGAGGCUUCCUAACAAAAUGAGGAAUUUGAUUAGCUUGAGGCAUCUCCAUUAUUACAAGGAUGAAAAUGUUAAGAUGCCACUUCAAAUAGGAAAGCUAACUAGUCUUCGCACAUUAGAGUUCUUUAAUGUGUGUCCAGAGAGGGGUCGGGGAAUUGAAGAGCUGGGAAGUUUAAAGAAUCUUGGGGGUAAGCUAGAGAUACGUAAUCUUGAACAUGUUAACAGCAAGGAGGAAGCUAAGAGGGCAGACCUAUCUGGAAAGAGAAAUAUACGUGAAUUGGAAUUUCUGUGGAAGUGGAACUAUGAUUGGGAAAUUGACAACAAUAUUGGGGGGGAUAUCUUGGAAGGCCUACAGCCUCAUCCGAAUUUGAAAAUCCUUACAAUCAAGAACUUCAUGGAUGAGUUUCCACCUUGGGUAAGGAGAAUAGCUUCACUAGGAUUUGAUAAUGUUGUCCAAAUAAAAUUCUUAGGCUGCAAAAGAUGCAGAGAAAUUCCAUCACUGGGACAACUGCCAAAUCUCCAAUAUCUUGAAUUGAAUGGAUUUGAUAAUGUAACACACAUUGGGCCUUCAUUCUAUUUUACUAAUAAUCACAGUGAAUCUAAUAGUAGCGGCAAUGAUUAUCAUGGAAGAACAUUGUAUCCAGCACUGAAAAGUCUCACCAUAGAAGACAUGCCCAACCUGCUGGAAUGGAUGGAAGCCAGAGUCAUGUCAACUGUAACCGCAGCAGAUUUCCAAGUUGCAGUAUUUCCAAAUCUCAAGGAGCUGACCAUUAACCGUUGCCCCCAGUUGAAUUCUGCUCCAAGCCAUUUUCCACGUCUCAAGCAAUUAAGUAUGUCAAGCAUUGAAAGUGGCUUACUAUUGGAACGGAUUUGCGGAAAUAUGCUCACAACUCUAAAAGAUGUUGAGAUCAGACUUGUGCAUGAGCUCACUUCUAUUCCCCACCAGAUGUUGUACAAUAAUCGAAGUCUAGCAUCUUUGACUAUCAGCUCUUGUCACAGUUUAGAGCAUAUUGCUGAAAACUUGACUUGCUGCAGCCCAUGUCUCAGAAAGUUGGAGAUCAUCAACUGUGAGAAGUUGACCAUGCUGCCAGAAGGCCUAUACUCCCUUCAGUCUCUAGAGAAUCUAAUUAUAUCUCAGUGUCCUAAUCUCACAUCACUUCCUAGCAUACAUGAAGAAGUAGAAGCCUUCACAUGUCUGAGAAGGUUGAAUAUUUCACACUGUGAUGGAUUGACCGUUGUUCCAAGUAAGAUAUUAUGCUACUGCAAGAAUCUAGGAUUCUUGGCAGUCUCUCAAUGUGCCAACCUCAUCUCCUUCCCGGUGGAAGAAUUGCAGCAAUUGGGAUGCCUCACGACCUUAUUUAUAUAUAGGUGUCCAAGACUAACUAGUUUGCCAAAGGGGCUUGGAUGUCUCACUAAGUUAAGGGAGUUAUGGUACGGUCCAUUUUCAGAUGGAGUAGAGUUUGAUGCAUUUCAAGCUAGUCUCCAUGGUCUAGAACAACUGCAGUCCCUUUAUUAUGUGGAGUUGUGUGGAUGGCUUCACUGGAACUCUAUACCUUACCAGCUUCAGCAUCUUACAGCUAUGAAAGAACUCUAUAUACAUGGAUUUGGGGUAGAAGCUUUGCCCGAUUGGUUCAGAUAUUUUCGAUCUCUUGUGUAUAUUGGGUUCUUUAAUUGCCAAAAACUGCAACAGUUGCCCCCCAAGGAAGUCAUGCAGUGCCUAACGCACUUGGUUGAUCUCACAAUUGAUGACUGCCCACUGUUGGGGGAAAGAUGUACAAGAAGAAGCACGACAGAUUCCGAGUUCCACAAGAUCUCUAACAUUGAGAGAAUCUAUAUAAAUCAAAAAAAGCUAGAACACUGAAGGGCUGAAUAAUUCUUGUAUAAAUACUAUGUCUGUCCUUGCGUUUGGUUAUCUGUACAAGCAUUUGAAGCACCUAGAAAUAGUGUGUUUUUUUAUUGCUUAUGCUCAGAAGUAGAGAUGAUCAGUUGGACGUGUAAUCCCAGUGAUUUCACCAACUGGAUUAUCAGUUUCUUUUUGGCUUCAAUCAAGCAAUUUUAAGGCGAUAAUAAAGAGAUGUACAUGAUCGCAUCUGAAGGAAAUUUGGAGGGCUUGUACUCCAUGCACCAUUCUGCUUUUAAUUUUUCCUUGGAUCUUGAUUUAAUUGUUUGUUGUUGUGCCCUUUAUUUGGAAUGUACUUAGUUACUUAGCAAUAUUCAAUAAAGUCCUUAUUCCAUAGACAA